CCUUAUCGAAACGAAAAAUAAAUCGGUUUUAUACAAUUAAAGCGAAUUAAAAGGUCAUGGGUAACAACAUAGACACCGGAAACUUUGGCCACCUGGGAAUCACGACGGCAGAGAUGGAGUCCCUAGCUAGCUUCUGCGAAGCUGUCUUGCCUCCAGUGUCGCCGCCUGAAGAAUAUUCCGGCGGAGAUGAUCACUACCGGAACAAAGAGACACUCCGAUCAUUUUUCUUUACUUCUGGGUCUCGUACUCCUGUUGUUCGCGAGAGCAUUGAGUUGAUCACUAAACGAGGGACAGUAGAAACUUACCUUGUAACGAGACUGGUUCUGUUCUUGCUUGCUACUCGGCUAGGGACGUUACUCAUUUGUGGAACCGAAUGUUUGGUCUCGAGAUGGCCUUUCGUCGAGAAAUUCAGUGAGCUCUCGUUGGAGAAGAGGGAAAGAGUACUUCAGAAACAAUUCAGAAACUGGCUUUUAACUCCUAUUAGAGCUGCCUUUGUCUACAUCAAAGUCGCCUUCCUCUUCUGUUUCUUCUCCCGGGUGAGUCCAAAUGGCGAAAACCUUGCAUGGGAAGCCAUAGGUUACAACGUGAACACCAAUGAGAAUAAACCUUCUGAAACACAUAAAGAAAGACCUCUUGAAAAAGGGAUGGUGGAGACCAUGCAAGAAACAGAGCAAACUCUCGUCGAAUCACUUGCUCAAAAGGGCCUAGAAGCGGAAACAGACCACGAUACGAUCAGAAUCAAAUGCGACGCUGUCGUGGUCGGAUCUGGUUCAGGAGGAGGCGUGGCUGCUUCUGUUCUAGCAAAAGCUGGUAUGAAAGUAGUUGUUAUGGAGAAAGGAAGCUACUAUACGCCGUCUACUUAUCCUUCUACCGAAGGUCCUGGCAUGAACAAACUGUAUGAAAAUGGAGGGAUCCUCCCAACCAUUGAUGGGAACAUGAUGGUGCUCGCUGGUGCAACCGUAGGCGGUGGAUCUGCUGUUAACUGGUCUGCGUGUAUAAAAACGCCGAAGUCGGUUCUUCAAGAAUGGUCGGAGGAUCGAAAGAUCCCUCUUUACGCCACCAAAGAAUAUGUUUCAGCUAUGGAACUAGUGUGGAAGCGGAUAGGCGUCACGGAGACAUGUGAACUGGAGGGUUUUCAAAACCAGGUUCUUAGGAAAGGUUGUGAAAAUCUUGGGAUCAAUGUCGAAAACGUUGCACGUAACUCCUCGGAGAGGCAUUAUUGUGGGUCGUGCGGGUAUGGAUGCAGACAAGGAGACAAGAAAGGAAGCGACCGGACUUGGCUUGUAGACGCCGUGAGUCACGGAGCUGUUAUUUUAACGGGGUGUAAAGCGGAGAGAUUUAUACUUGAAAAGAACGGUAAUAACGUAGGACGCAAGAAAAUGAAAUGCUUAGGAGUGAUGGCGAAAUCUUUAAACGGAAACAUAGCGAAGAAAAUAAAGAUCGAAGCUAGAGUAACGGUUUCAGCGGCUGGUUCACUUUUAACACCUCCGUUGAUGAUCAAAAGCGGGUUGAAAAACCGACACAUUGGUAAAAACCUUCACCUACACCCUGUCCUAAUGACGUGGGGUUACUUCCCGAACAAGGAAUCUUCCAGUUUCAACUUCAAGGGAAGGUCUUACGAAGGCGGGAUUAUAACAUCAAUGAGCAAAGUGUUGUCAGAAGAUUCAGAAGUUAGAGCCAUCAUUGAGACACCUGCACUAGGACCAGCCUCAUUCUCGGUGCUAUGUCCUUGGAUCUCAGGGCUUGACAUGAAGAAGAGAAUGUCAAGAUACUCAAGAACCGCGAAUCUCAUAACGAUAGUUAGAGAUCGCGGUUCAGGAGAGGUGAGAACCGAAGGCAGGAUAAGCUACGUUGUUGAUAAAAUAGAUAGAGAGAAUAUCACAGCCGGGCUUAGACAGUCGUUGAGGAUACUCAUAGCAGCUGGAGCAGAGGAAGUGGGAACUCAUAGAAGCGACGGGCAGAAACUGAUAUGCAAAGGGGUUGAUGAGAAGUUGAUCGAGGAGUUUUUGGACUCGGUGAGUGCAGAGGAAGGGCCAAAGGCGAUGACCGAGAAUUGGAGUGUGUAUAGCUCAGCUCAUCAGAUGGGAAGCUGUAGAAUUGGAGUGGAUGAAGAUGAAGGAGCGAUAGAUCUUGAUGGAGAGAGUUGGGAAGCUGAUAAGUUGUUUGUGUGCGAUGGAAGCGUGUUGCCUAGUGCGGUUGGUGUUAAUCCUAUGAUUACAAUUAUGUCUACGGCUUAUUGUAUCUCCACGAGAAUUGUUAAGAGCAUCAAUGAACUUUGAGGAGGAUCAUAAUUUUAAUUUUUUAUUAUUUUUUUUUGUUU
Messenger RNA from Brassica rapa (field mustard), 2320 nucleotides. RefSeq names its product long-chain-alcohol oxidase FAO3. Gene Ontology annotation, molecular function: long-chain-alcohol oxidase activity; flavin adenine dinucleotide binding. The record is from RefSeq and is a predicted model, not a curated record. Lineage: Eukaryota; Viridiplantae; Streptophyta; Magnoliopsida; Brassicales; Brassicaceae.